AUGGUUUGUCGGAAGGUCUCCUGGUCCACGACCGAAGGAGGCUCUGUGCACAUCCCCCUUCACACCGUCGAGACGUCCUUUCACGUGUACCGCCUUGAUGGCUCUGCCUCCCGUUGGGAGGAGAUCCUGGUCUCCCUCGAUGGGAUCUCGCAGCCUCCCCGUAUCCCUUUCCCCGAGAAGAUCUCCGUGUCCAGCAGAGGCUUUGAAGUGCAGCACACGAGCAGAGGAGUGGAAGGCAGCUACCAGGUGGUCUCCAUGGUCACGGGGAAGUGUGUGGCUCACAUUGACCUGGCAGUGCUGGAGCCCACUCCAUCUCCACCUGUCCGAGGAGCCCCGCCUCAGGGAGAGGGAGACCUCGGUGAGAAUGAAAAGGGAGCACGGAACGCAUCCCUGGAGGAGCUGGUGUCUCACUUGAGGCAGCGUCUGUGUGAGUCAGCACCCGGCAGCGCUGCAGAUGGUUCCGGGUGCAAAGUCUGCCCCCGGGACUGGCUGCCCCACAAGGACGAAUGCUAUUGGGUCUCUAAAGAGAGUAAGUUCUGGAGCGAGAGCUUUAAAGACUGUGAAAUGAGGACGUCUCAGAUGCUGGUGAUCCAGGACAGGGAGGAGAUGGAGUUCAUACAGAACAUUACUCAAAGGACAAACCUUGUUUGGAUUGGACUCACCGUUAAAUCGCCGGAGAAGAAAUGGACCUGGGUGAACACUUCCCCAUUAGAUCAAAGUCUGUUCCCAGUAACUGGCUCUGCUGAAGGAAACAGCUGUGGGAUGAUCAGAAGGAAUCGGAUUAAUUCUGAAUCUUGCAACACCGAAUUCAAGUGGGUUUGUCAGAUGGGAGCCAUCCUGCUAUAACCCUGGUUGGAAAAAAUGAAAGCUUUGUAUUUUAGUAUAUGGGCAGUGAUGAGUUUUAUGACUUGGAGUUGUACAUUUUAAGCCCAUGGCUUGAUCACCAUGUGGUUUUGAAAAAGUAGGAGAAAAAAUAUUUCCAAAUAUAAGUGGAUGAAAUUGUUUGGGGCUUUCUUCUAGAGGGAGGCUGGUCUUGUGGGGUGGGAUUCAGGAGAUCUGGGAUGAUCCUUUGUGACCUUCUUAAGAGUGAGAGUGAUUAACCAUUGGAACAACGACCAAAGGAAGUGUUGGAUUCUCCAUCUCUUGAUGCUUUGAUGGGCUGCCCUUCUGGAAGAUGUAUGUUGGCCAAACACAAGUUAUGCUUUAAUCAAACACAAGUAGCUUAAUGGCUUGUAUUAUGUAGGAGGUCAGACUAGAUAAUCUAAGGGUCUAUGAAACUAUCUUCUAAAGCACCUAAGUCAUCCUGGAGUAACAGU
Molecule: messenger RNA, 1316 nt
Organism: Gopherus evgoodei (Goodes thornscrub tortoise)
Lineage: Eukaryota; Metazoa; Chordata; Testudines; Testudinidae
Product: killer cell lectin-like receptor subfamily F member 1
Exons: 6
Coding region: 1-846 (281 amino acids)
Source: RefSeq, a predicted model, not a curated record